Molecule: messenger RNA, 669 nt
Organism: Musa acuminata subsp. malaccensis (wild Malaysian banana)
Lineage: Eukaryota; Viridiplantae; Streptophyta; Magnoliopsida; Zingiberales; Musaceae
Source: RefSeq, a predicted model, not a curated record
UCUCUUUGGAAGAUGCUUAUAAAGGCCAUGGUCUCCAACUGAGUAGCUGAGCCUGAUGUGAUGGCCAGGCAAUACAGUGUAAAGCCCCUGCAGUCUUUCUAUGGCUUGGGAGCGGAAUCGCCAUGCCCAAGCUCAACUUCCUUCAAGAUCAGAAGCCUGCUCAAGGUCUACCUCCUUCGACACAUCUCCCAUGCCAAGUCCAUGGUCGCGGAGCUUCUUAAGAAGAAGAAGAAGGCCAUCGACAGCAACCGCGACUUUAAGCUGAGGAAGACGAAGAAGAAGCUCUUCGGCUUCUUUAAGCUGCACCGUAGCUGGUCAUCCUCGUGCGUGACACCCAUGCCGCCGCAGCUUCCCAUCUCGGAGUUUGAUGACUCGACGGUGAUCUUCACCGAGGACAGCGCUGGUGAGGCGGAGCCACCACUCGGUGGGUGCCUCGACUGGCUCGAGGACGAGUCGGAGGCUUCGGGAGGGGAUACGGGCGAAGGAAGCGAGAUCGAUCGGCUCGCGGAGAGGUUUAUAGCGAGGUGCCAUGAGAAGUUUAGGCUGGAGAAGCAGGAGUCGUACAGGAGGUACCAGGAGAUGCUUGCAAGAAGCAUAUGAGACUGUUAUGUUGCAAGAAGCUGUCCAUCGGAGAAUGUUUCCGGUGAAUAAAGUUUGGCCAUUAGAGGA